This is a messenger RNA of Recurvomyces mirabilis, 2631 nucleotides long. RefSeq lists its product as uncharacterized. The record is from RefSeq and is a predicted model, not a curated record. NCBI's taxonomy places the organism in Eukaryota, Fungi, Ascomycota, Dothideomycetes, Mycosphaerellales, Teratosphaeriaceae. Gene Ontology annotation, molecular function: transmembrane transporter activity; calcium ion binding. Bases 1 to 2631 code for a protein of 876 amino acids. The transcript is spliced from 3 exons. Gene Ontology annotation, biological process: transmembrane transport.
AUGGAGCAAGCGCAGGUGCAUCGACUCAUGGAUCUUACAAGACUGGGUAGCGCGCGCGAGCGAGGUCCUCCUCAGGACAACACCCGCCCAGGCUCGACCAACCCAUCAGAUAUCUACCUGGUCGCCCUCUGCCGCGCCUUCAUGACUUACGGCGCGCCCACACAUCGUCUGGAAGAAUAUGCACGCCAAGCCUUGGAUGCACUGGGCUUAUACCUACAGUCCUUCUACAUUCCCGGCUGCAUGAUCGUCUCCAUUGGCGACACAUCCAAAGAUCCGCCGCGAAUACACAUUGUGCGGUGUAAUGAAGCACUGGUGCUGUCGAAGCUGUACCGUGCCCACGCCGUCCACAAAAGGGUCGUGCACGGCGAGCUGACCGUCGAGGAAGCCACCAUCGAACUGAACAGCAUCUUGUCUCAAUCAGCUUCGUUCCCAAGAUGGCUGCGCAUCCUCAUGUACGGACUAGCAUCCGCAAGCAUUGGGCCAGUCUCCUACGGCGCCCGACCGAUCGAUCUACCCAUCAUAUUCUUCUUGGGAUCUCUGCUCGGAGUCAUGGAAUCGGCCCUCGCUCCAGGAUCGGAGCUGUACGCCCACAUACUCGAGAUCUCCGCGGCCAUCGUCAUCUCACUACUAGCUCGAGCAUUUGGGUCCAUACCUUCCGGACCAGAAACUAAACCAUGCUUCUCUGCUGUAUGCCAGGCAUCACUUGUUAUGAUCCUCCCCGGACUUACCAUAACUAAAAGCGCUCUGGAACUACAAUCAAGAAACAUUGUCUCAGGCUCGGUACGCAUGGUAUAUGGUGUCAUCUUGAUCCUCUUUCUGGCGUUUGGCAUAACCAUAGGCGCGACAAUCUACGGCGCAAUGGACCCCGCUGCGACGUCCGCAACGACCUGCACGACAGCUUGGCCUUUUUGGUGGCAGGCUAUCUUCGUGGCACCUUUCACCAUCGCCUACAUCAUAAUCAACCAAGGACCAUGGUCUGAGAUGCCUGCCAUGGUUGUCAUUUCGUUGAGUGGGUGGUUCGUCAAUUACUUCGCCGGUAGACGAUUCGCAGCCAACCCACAAGUGACGCAGGCUAUCGGUGCUCUUACUGUUGGCGUCCUUGCGAACUUGUGCUCACGCCUUGGCUAUGGACUUGCCAUCGCAUUGCUGCUACCUGCGAUCUAUCUCCAGGUACCUGGGAGUUUUGCUGCUUCAGGGAGCUUGAUCAGCGGUCCGAGAGAUGCUGAUGAGCUCGUACAUAACGGGACGGCUUCGGCGAUAUCUGGAUCUGCCAACACGACGGUCUUGAAUGCUGGUUAUAGCAUGGUCGAGAUCGCGAUUGGCAUCACGGUGGGCUUGUCUGCAACACCACGCCCUCUCUCCUUCGCCGACUCGGGCAGACAGUCCCCCUUCAAGCGCCAGAACUCAGCAUCACCAGCAACAGUCCGAGCAACAACGCCCACAUCAUCACCAACCAAGCUAGCGACAAGUCUAUCACCAACCAAAGCCGGCUCACUGUCACCGGAGAAGAAUAGUCCCUUCGUACGCCGACCAUCACAGAUCAGCAAUGCCGGCGACAGACCAUCAAGUCCUUUCGCCAGACCGGGCAGUAGUCUCGGCAGACCAGGGAGCAGUCUAGGCGUGCCUCAGAGUCCCUCCAGGCAAGUCAGUAAUACGAGCACAUACAGUCGGAAUGACGAUGCGACGUCUUCGCCAAAGGCUAUGCCGGUCUUGACGAGAAGGAUGACACCGCCCACGCCCCACCUAGCACGGGAGGAGACGCCUACGUACGCGCCAGCAUCGCCGGUACGCGACCUACCAUCGCCCUUGCCAUCACCAUUCUAUGAUGGUCCAGCUCCAGAAUCAUCAGCGGCUGCCACGCCAUCUCAAGCCAUGUUACGACCAACUGCACAGCGAAUCCCCACUUCCUCGACCGUCUCGACAAUCCGACAACCACAAUUCACAGCCUCCAUUUCUCACGACAACAAACCAACACCACCCAUAUCCCGCCCACCCAUGACCCGCGGUCUCAGCAACAAAGCCUCCGGAGGCUACAACCACGUCCCUCCACCUCUCCUUCGCAGCAUGCGCGAAAGCUUCGAAGUCCUCGACUCCUCCAACUCCGGCACCGUCAACGCCGCCGCCGUAGCAACAAUGCUAGAGCAAAUGGGCAUGGAUAACAAUCCCUCCACAAUCCGCGACUUCUUCCCUGCCAACGCUCCCGCGCAACUGAAUCUAGCCCGCUAUCUCGAGAUCCUCUCAUCGCCUCUGGGCCAGCUAAGCCAUAACGACGAACUUAUCGCCGCUUUCGAGGCAUUUGAUGUAGAUGAUAGUGGUCAGAUCGAUGUUAUGGAAUUGAGGAAUGCGCUGGUGAAUACGGCGCCAGAGCCCGGGGAGGAGGAUUAUAAGGUCAGUGAACGGGAGGUUGACAGUAUUCUGGGCGAAUUUGCGAGUAGGCGACAUUUCGGGGCCAAGGGUCUGACAGUGGCGAAAGGAAAGGGUGAAGUGUUUAGGUACAGGGAGUUUAUGGGUAGUCUUGGCGGUGGACCGGCUGGCGGCGAAGGUAAUGUUGCUAGGAGACUACGUGAUAGCGUGGACGAUUAUCUCUUCAUGAAGCAGGACGAUUUCUCCCUCCGCUUCGCCCCCGAGUGA